AUGAAAUCUGAUGUAACAGGUACAUUAAUCUUCUUAAUUUAAGUACCAGCCAUGUCUAUCUGUAAAGCAUAAGAGCUAUAGUAAAAUAAUACGAUAAGAUCAGGCCAUUGGACACCUGCAGAGCACUAACUCUACCUUGAUUUUCUACAUCAGUCUUAAGAUUUGAUUGAAUCAUCUUAAAAUAACAAAGGAUAAAGAUUAUUCAAAAAAAUGAGUUAAGUAAUUGCCACAAGAAGUCCAAGUUAGUGCAGGUAUAAUUUUUCAAAACCUAUUACAACAACAGAUCACACCACUAAAAGUUCAAUCCAUUUAAUGUUUAAAUGAUAAAACGAAAAAAAAAUAGUAAAUUAUCCAAGCCAACCAAAGAAAUGCCGACUCAAAUAAGAAGUAAAUAAUAUUUCCGAAAAUUAUUUACCUCUCUUAAACAACAUAGUUCCGAAUCUAUAUCAGAAGAGGAGCUAAAGAAUUAUAUUUAAUGA
This is a messenger RNA of Paramecium octaurelia, 479 nucleotides long. The record is from the annotation of a GenBank genome assembly. Lineage: Eukaryota; Ciliophora; Oligohymenophorea; Peniculida; Parameciidae.